CUCUGGGACGCCCCUCCGGACCGGUUUCGCCUCGCGGAGCCGGUAGGUCCAGGUGCAGCGGCCGCAGUGCUGCGUCCGUGCGCCGCGGGCUGGGGCGGUCUCAGGUGUGCCGAAGCUCUGGUCAGUGCCAUGAUCCGGCAGGAGCGCUCCACAUCCUACCAGGAGGCUGUGCGUCCAGCGCUUCCUUCAAGCAAGCCCUGCCUCCUCACUUCUCCAGCUGUAUUAGUGAAACUGCUCUCCUCCUCCGCCUCCACUUCUCGGCCCCCAAACCUUGGUCAUCUUUGGCAACCGUCCUCUUCUGUGCCCCUCCAUCGUGCCGCCUCAUUGGCCAAAGUCAGGCAGUUCCAGCUGAGUGAGGAGUUGGUCCAGGUGGUUGAGAACUCAGAGCUGGCAGACGAGCAGGACAAGGAGACGGUCAGAGUCCAAGGUCCGGGUAUCUUACCAGGCCUGGACAGCGAGUCCGCCUCCAGCAGCAUCCGCUUCAGCAAGGCCUGCCUGAAGAACGUCUUCUCGGUCCUACUCAUCUUCAUCUACCUGCUGCUCAUGGCUGUGGCCGUCUUCCUGGUCUACCGGACCAUCACAGACUUUCGUGAGAAACUCAAGCACCCUGUCAUGUCUGUGUCUUACAAGGAAGUGGAUCGCUAUGAUGCCCCAGGUAUUGCCUUGUACCCCGGUCAGGCCCAGUUGCUCAGCUGUAAGCACCAUUACGAGGUCAUUCCUCCUCUGACAAGCCCUGGCCAGCCGGGUGACAUGAAUUGCACCACCCAGAGGAUCAACUACACGGACCCCUUCUCCAAUCAGACUGUGAAAUCUGCCCUGAUUGUCCAGGGGCCCCGGGAAGUGAAAAAGCGGGAGCUGGUCUUCCUCCAGUUCCGCCUGAACAAGAGUAGUGAGGACUUCAGCGCCAUUGAUUACCUCCUCUUCUCUUCUUUCCAGGAGUUCCUGCAAAGCCCAAACAGGGUAGGCUUCAUGCAGGCCUGUGAGAGUGCCUAUUCCAGCUGGAAGUUCUCUGGGGGCUUCCGCACCUGGGUCAAGAUGUCACUGGUAAAGACCAAGGAGGAGGAUGGGCGGGAAGCAGUGGAGUUCCGGCAGGAGACAAGUGUGGUUAACUACAUUGACCAGAGGCCAGCUGCCAAAAAAAGUGCUCAAUUGUUUUUUGUGGUCUUUGAAUGGAAAGAUCCUUUCAUCCAGAAAGUCCAAGAUAUAGUCACUGCCAAUCCUUGGAACACAAUUGCUCUUCUCUGUGGCGCCUUCUUGGCAUUAUUUAAAGCAGCAGAGUUUGCCAAACUGAGUAUAAAAUGGAUGAUCAAAAUUAGAAAGAGAUACCUUAAAAGAAGAGGUCAGGCAACGAGCCACAUAAGCUGAAGUCACCUCGCGUUGUUUAGAGAACUGUCCACAUCAAUGGGAGCUGUCAUCACUUCCACUUUGUAAACGGAGCUAUCAACAAUCCUGUACUCACUUGAAGAAAUGGGGCCUUGCUGGGAGGAACAGCAUGUAAAACUGGAACUUCUAACCCCGUCCCAAAAGAGGCGGUGUAGAGCCUAAUAGAAGAGACUAAUGGAUAAACCUACAAGUUAUUUAAAUAUUUAAAUUAUUAAUAAACUUUUUAAAGAGCUGGCCAAUGACUUUUGAAUAGGGUUUGUAGAAGAUGCCUUUCUUCCUGUUUGGUUCAUUGUAUUGUAUUAGGUUAAGCUCUACUAGGGUAAUGAAGGCUCUACUUUUCACUUUUUAAAAGUGGACAAAAGAGUGUGAUUUUCUUUUUCCAAAAAUUCCUGAGUAUCAAGACGUGCAGGUCAUGCUUUGGAGCCUAUGCACUGUACACAAAGGCAAAACCCUAUGACUUUGGCAUCAUCUGCCAUUGAUGUCCAGCCUCUGACAUGCUCUUUGAUUUGUUAAAUGUUAAAUGAGACUUUAAGGCUACUAGAAACUAGUAAUUAAGUUUCUUAAUGGACUGAGUAGCCACCUACUUGUCCGGCUAGAAUGUUUGUUGAUGUAUGAGUUUAGAUUAACACUCAAAAGCACUAGGACAGAUGUACAUAGAAGGUGCCUACUCAUUGUAUUUUGAUGAUUUCAUUAACAGGUAAAUAAAAGUUAAUACAAAAGGAACGAGUGUGACAAUAUGAAUAUCUGCUCAAUCAUCGGGCACAAUUACUUUCAUUUGGUGACUUCCAAGGACAAAAAGGUAGUAUGAGUCUGGACUCCCAAGAUGGAUCUGACUCCCAAGGUAUGUUCUAACUGCUUCCAGGGAAGGGUUUGUUAGGCAUGGCAACUGAUGGCAGGUGUCCAGAAAGAGUGACCUGGUGUCCCCGAGGAAGCUGGGUUAACUCUUUACUGUGUCCACAAAACUACCCAUCAUAUGAGGAAGGGGCAUACGCAGUGUGACCCUCAAAAAGCUUUUAGCCUAGCCUUUGACAGAAAUGAGUAUGCAUUAAAAAAAAGUCUAUUUUUCACAUUAAGGUUCUAAAAAUUGUUUCCAGAGUUUUAAAUUAUUUAUGUGCCUGUUGCUUCAAAGAGGACUUGGUAGCAUUUCCUAAAUUUUGUAAUCUGGCUUCCGAUAAUCCAAAGGGAAUAACUCAAAUGUAUGAAUAGGCAUUUUAAAUGGGAAGAAACUGUUUUUUGGAUGAAUGAUUAAAAGUGAACUGUAUAAAGAAA
Messenger RNA from Homo sapiens (human), 2652 nucleotides. It is a transcript of the gene PACC1, whose product is annotated as proton activated chloride channel 1. Gene Ontology annotation, biological process: chloride transport; chloride transmembrane transport. The record is from RefSeq and is marked validated. The coding region runs from base 130 to 1365 and encodes 411 amino acids. The transcript has 9 exons. Gene Ontology annotation, cellular component: plasma membrane. Gene Ontology annotation, molecular function: pH-gated chloride channel activity. Lineage: Eukaryota; Metazoa; Chordata; Mammalia; Primates; Hominidae.